This is a messenger RNA of Mucor velutinosus, 252 nucleotides long. RefSeq lists its product as uncharacterized. The record is from RefSeq and is a predicted model, not a curated record. The transcript has a single exon. Lineage: Eukaryota; Fungi; Mucoromycota; Mucoromycetes; Mucorales; Mucoraceae. Bases 1 to 252 code for a protein of 83 amino acids.
AUGAACUCUCAACAACAACAACAACAAGCUUCUACUGGUCAUGGUACUGUCGACGUCCCUUGGACUGAAGACUCCAAAUCAUCCUUGCAAGACAAUCAAGGCAUCUCCUCAUCUUCUGCCGCCUCUCAAAGUCAAAAAUCCCAUCAACAGCAUCAAAAUAGUGCACCCGAAAAAGAACAUAUUGGUUUCGGUCAUGCUACUCAGCAUCAGCAUUCUCCAAGAAGCAUCAAGCGAGACUUGAAUGAUAUUUAA